GUCGCGAAUGCCCGGUGACCCUGACCAGCCGCCCCCCGGCCGGACGCCUAGUCUACUGCUAGAUGGAGUAAUUCUGAGCUCGCCUGCGUUUUCCUCACCUCCGACUCUCCACUCCCAUCUUAGACAAUUGGAUGUUCCUCUGCGAGCAUGAGCCGUCAGACCAAGUCCUGUUCUGGAUCACCACGGUUGGAACCGCUCUGACUUUCUCCAAGACCACUGCACUCUGUUUCCCGAGCUACAUGUCCUCGUUCUCUUGAAUUUGCUUGUUUCCAGCCAUCCUGCUUGAGCACACCACAGCACAGGCUCAAGACCUGAAGCACGCCUCUUACUUUUCGGCAGACACACUGCGUGUACUGACAAGGGGUACAUAACUCGAUCACUCUCACUGUCAUCCGCUAGAUUUCUUUUACACCACACCAAGGCUCUCCAUUGCCGCAAUCCCCACCAACUCGUUUCUGCCAGCAGCGCACAACAGCUCGAGAAGAUCAAGACCCUCGAACUCGGCACUCCCCAGAGACAAGCCAACCGUCUCCAGACCCGAUCACAAGAUGGCUACGAACUCAGCUGUGUCAGCGCCGCACGAGGCCGCCCCCCCAGCCCGCAAUGAAUCCAAACGUGAGAGGAAGCGCCAACUCUUACAAGACCGACUGCAACAGAUGAACGAGAGCUUCUCGAGGGGCCGCGACAGUGCCUACCGCGAACAAUUGCAGAAGAUCCAGCUCGAUACCAACCUCAUCAUGCGUGUUGAUCCCUACUGCGAGCGCCCGCUCGAGGCUCUCGAUCUGGAGCAGACCGACCCCGCCCUCCUCGGCAACACAGACCCUGCCACUGCGCGGACUCUACUUGAGAUGGCUGGCCCAAGGUUUCGAGACUUUAUACAUGACAUCGAAGAUCUUGUUGAGGAGCGAGACUAUGAGAUCACCAAGCAAAAGGCUGAAUACGACCGUAAAUGCCAGGAACACCGAAAUGUGUACAACUACAAGGUUCUCCAGGCACGGCGAGAGCACAGUUCACUUGCCUCCACAGUCCGCGAUCGAUUGAUCAACACCAUAGCAAGCAAGAAAUAUCGGCUUAGCAAAGAAAAGGAGGCACUCGAGAUCAGCGAUGCGUCUGCGUUGCUUCUUCACCCAAACCAAUUCAGCAUGACCAACCCUGCUAGCCCCGGGGGCACGCAUGGCAAGAGAGCCACCCGACUUAGGAGAGAGAUGGAAGAAAUGCCCGGUUUCUCGGACAACAAAAAGAGGAAGAGGACCGCAAAUGAUGACGACGGAUCACCCGUGCCGCAGCGACGCACGCUGGACACGAACAAUAUAACACCUGUUUGGCAGAGUGACAGGUUGCGCUUCGGAAAGAGCACGGGUCCAAUUUACAGCAUCGAUAAGCUUUUCACUGACAAGGAGCUGUCAAUGACCUACAACAGUGCCGCGCUUGCUGCCCACAAGUACAUGCUUCGACACAAGUCCAAGGAUGGUGUGGUAUCAUCGCCUUCGGAGAGCGGUCCAGAGGAACAUGAGGAAGGCGAAGACGGCACCGACUCGGUCCCUUCUGCACCUGUCAUGGAGCGUCAGGUCUCGUAUGCGACGAGAAGUACGCGAGGCGGAACACACAACCCCAACUUCUACGACAACAAGUUGGUGGGAAUAGAGGCGCUUGCCAACUUUGAACUCCCUGGCAAUCUUGAGAGGCUUGACGCGCAGGAACCCAGGCUUCCGCCGAUAGUCCCUGCGCCGUACAACAAGGCAAAGCCCAUGACUGAGGCCAGUGGGCCUGCUCCUCUCACUCAGGAUGACGCUCUUGCCGAUUUGCAGGCCAUUUCUGUGCUGCGCCAGUAUGAGCAGCUCCACGGCGUGGGAUCGAACUUCGAUGUCCCCAACGGCGGUCGGAAGGUGCUCGAGGCUGUUGCUGCGGGUCCCCGCGAGGAUAGGUUUGUUGCCUACGUGCAAGGAGAUAGGCCUAGCACGGAUGAUCUGCGUGCAGAGCUUAAAGUUGAAGUUAGUAACGUUCGUGGCGAGCCCGGCCCAGGCUCUCUGCAAGCACCGGCCAUGGCUGGCGUCCCAAUGAGCCGUCAGAACUCGGGCGGGGUGGCCAUGAGCCGUCAAGGAAGCAACACGAGGAGAGGCAGGCGGGGCUAGGUAUUGUCACCACUCAGGACAGCAGAGGGGGCGUCGAGACAUGCAGUGAGAAUGAGGGACUUUAUCUACCCAAGAAUCAGAUACGAGCAUUGAAUACACUGCGCUGGAUGAAUCAUUCUACCAAAAAAACGACAAUGCUUCCAACUACGAUAAGACAACCCUUCGUCACCCCACAUUGCCCCGAUCACUCCCCAACCCCUCAUGGCCCGAAAACCAGCGUCCUGACUUCGAUGCUCUCGCGGCCUUCUGCCUCAGGGUGCGUCCGUGGAUCUUCGAAGGCUGUGUGAGGGAGCCUGCCACCUUUUACGUUCGAACCCUCCUUCAAUGCCUCGCUAUCAAAGCACUCCAACAGGAGGCGCUCAUCACCAGUCAUGCCGCUCAGGUAAUUCCAGCGCUGGUUGGGAUUCGCCCUGAUGGAAGCAGUGAAACCAGUGUACCCGUUGUUGUACCUGUGCUCUGUGGGAAUGACGUCCGCGUCGUCAACGCUGUACGAGGAUGCGAAUGCAAGCGGGUAUGACUCGACAGGCUUCUUGUUCAGCGGGCGCCAGACGUUGAUGAUCCGGUAUCUGCCCUUCAGCAGCGCAUCGGCCUCGUCGCCGAGGUGUCUCCUAACGCGCAUCUCGGCCGAGGCAGCGGUCUGGUCGAUGUGCGUCCUGUUGACGGGGGCCCGCUUCGCGUUGGGGUUUGCUCGGCGGAUGGUGUGGUCGAAGAAGACGACCCGGUUGGACCCGGGGACGUUCUUCAGCAGUAGCUCCUCGAGCUCGGGAUAGUAGUUGGCCUUGAUGGAUUCGUCGUCGACGAAGUCCUUCUCCUUGGACUCCGGCACGUUCUGGAUCACCUGGAAGGCAUCCUUAUCUAGGUUGUAUUCGCCCUCAUGCCCUCUGAUGUCGUGGAUGAGGGUGUCAACUAUCUCGUCUGUGAAGUUACGCUGCGGAAGGCCCUCUGGUGGCGUGUCGACAUGGUUGAAGGGCUUGGAGCCGUCGGCUGGCGGUGAGAAGUAGUUCAGCUUGGCCGUGACUGGUCCACGGGGAACAUUUGAUGUGACGGCCAUUUCAAGGGCUGUGAUCGUUCUCACGAAUGGAUACUGGUAGAAAUUGUUUGGGGUCGGGGGGCUAAUCGGCCAAUCAAGAAUGAAGACUAUCAGGACAAUUUGGGCGGGAUAUAUAUACCAAGCGUCUCUCUGAGGAGCAAAUGACCGAGAGCUGGAGCGGACAGGCAGUUAAGAGUGACUGAUAUUAGUGCCGGUGAUGCAGUGCUCUGAUGAUGAACAGUAUAAUCAUGGCCCAAGCAGCAGGUGUUGCACUGGAAUAUAUACGUGAAGCUUCACGCCUGAUCUGACAAAUCGGCCGUGUGAAUCCAGCCUUUCGUCCCGAGUAUUCAGAGCAAAUGACAACGACCAUCUCCAAAACCGAUCACGUCAUUUUCAAGUGCACCUCACGAAAGGAGCACGAUGUUGGAG
Molecule: messenger RNA, 3591 nt
Organism: Diaporthe batatas
Lineage: Eukaryota; Fungi; Ascomycota; Sordariomycetes; Diaporthales; Diaporthaceae
Exons: 2
Coding region: 549-2132 (527 amino acids)
Biological process (GO): negative regulation of transcription by RNA polymerase II
Cellular component (GO): Sin3-type complex
Molecular function (GO): histone deacetylase binding
Source: RefSeq, a predicted model, not a curated record